This is a messenger RNA of Meira miltonrushii, 11369 nucleotides long. RefSeq lists its product as uncharacterized. Gene Ontology annotation, molecular function: clathrin binding. The record is from RefSeq and is a predicted model, not a curated record. The transcript has a single exon. Gene Ontology annotation, biological process: clathrin-dependent endocytosis; clathrin coat disassembly. The annotation marks the transcript as partial. Gene Ontology annotation, cellular component: cytoplasm; vesicle; intracellular membrane-bounded organelle. NCBI's taxonomy places the organism in Eukaryota, Fungi, Basidiomycota, Exobasidiomycetes, Exobasidiales, Brachybasidiaceae.
CCAAAACCUGUCAAAAUAAUCAGACAGAUCUUGACAGUGACGCAAUUUCAUCACGCUCGAUUAAGUCUUGUCAAAAUCAUAUCUGCAAAUCGUACUUGGCAACUUUUAAUCGAGCGUGCUUAGACAUACCACGAUCACAUCUCUUUCAGAACGAAUUAAUCUUGUACAACAGUGUACGAUAUCUCACUCCAAAGAAGAAGCACAAAUCAAGUAAAGCAAGCAGAGGAGGGGGUAAAGCACGAUGAAGAUCACAAAGAUGCCAAAGAGAUUGGCUGAGCCUAUUCCUCAGGUGCAAAAGUUGAUGGAAUCAGUGAUGAAUGCUAGCGAUGACGAAUUACCAAAUAUCUUGGACGGCAUCGUGGAGUGGUGCUGGCCACGUGGCGAUUUGCACUUCUGGGUACCAGCUCUCAAUCGAUUUGAUACAAUCUUGGAGGAAACCUGUCGUGAUUACGAUCUAUCCAACCUACAAAUAAACGAAUUCACCCCAUUGCGAAAACGAUUAAUCAUUUCCGUUUUACACUUCAGUCGUUUACUCAUCGAGAAUAGCACAAGUCGCAAAUUAUACAACUCCUACGAGCAUCUGAGAAAUUUACUCUUUGCUCGUGAUAUCGAUGUACUCGAAGCAACACUUCGUUUAUUCUUACGAUUUGCUCAACAGCAUAGCGGUCAACAUCCUCGUGCUGAGCUUUUGCCAUCGCAAGAACGACUUGCCACUAUGGCAGUCACUUGGGCUCCACGCGAGCAUGGAAUGGAUAGCGUGGACUUUGUGAAGGAUUCGAUUCAAGUUCCACCAUCAUUCUCUCAUGUACGCUUUCAAUUUUAUCGUCGCUCAAAUGGUGAAAGUACAAGCAAAGCCGAUCCAUGGAGUGCCAUGCAAGAUGCCUCCAAUGUAGAAGCAACACCUACCACAACGCCUGUUCGUCCAAGACCACGCGACAGAUUGUCAUCUGCUAGCACCAGUGUGACUUCAGGGCUACAUGCAGCUCCUUCGACUUCGCAUUCAUCGGCGAAUGUUACCAAUGAACCAUCAGCAAGUACAGAGGAAGGAUUGACAACUAUCGAUCUUGGCGAUGUACAAGCGUCGGGAAAGGAUGCAAUGGACAUCUUGGCAGAUGCAAUUGAAACACAUCAUAUCCCUCAAGAAGAUCAAUUUGAGCUGUUUCAAAAGCUCAGAUUUGCCACAUCCUUAUCAACCACAGAGCAACGUCGUCAGCUAUUGACUUGUCGAUUACUGGCCAUUGCUUGCUAUGCGCAUAUCACUUCUGAAAAUACAGCAUCAACACAAUUGUUCUUGUAUGAACCUGAUAUCGUCAGUCGCUUAGCUGCGCUCGUCAAACCCGAGCACGAUUUGCCGCAAAGCAUUGUCGCAGGUGCUCUGUAUGCAUUGGACGCACUUGGCCGUUAUCGUAGCAAGCUUAAUGAGGUGCUCAGCUCGUUGAGUGCAUCAGUCAACCACGGUGUGCUGAUGCAGGUGCUUCGCGCGGUUAUUGAUGAUUUGGCAACUGGACAACCUUCACGUUGUGACCAAUUGAUUGACGCAUUCUAUGGCCUGGUCUCCUUUGUCACUUCAACUUCCGUCGGAAGUGGACUUGUGGUUGGAGCAGGUCUUGUACAAUUGCUAGUCCAACUCAUUGAUCGUGCCAAGCCAGAGACAUACAUUGUUCAACGCAGUAUGACCCGUGCUUUGGGCCUGCUGGAUAGUGUCAUCUAUGCAUACUUGCCCGCAUUCAACCUCUUCUGCCAAGCACAAGGACUCGAAGUGUUUGUUCGUCGUAUUGAAGAAGAAGUGGAAAGAGGCAUUCAAGCCAAUGCGGAUGAAAUGCAAGAAGAAGAAGCGGAAACACCCCCAAAGAACUCUCUUGAGUCGUUGUAUGGCAAGAUUCCUUUUGGACGCGCACAUCUACUACGGGCAUUCUUGCAAUCUAUUUCACACAUGAUGGUUUCCACUGGUACUGCUGAAGGUCUACGAAAUUUGGUGGAUACAUCAAUGCUGGCUUCCAUCAAGUCAAUAAUGGCUCAUCGAAAGAUCUUUGGUCCGCAAAAUCUUGCCCUCAGCAUCAAUAUCAUGGCAACAUUCGUGCACAAUGAACCAACGUCGCUCGGAAUCAUUCAAGAGAAGAAGCUUCCAGAAGCGUUCUUAGCUUUGAUCAAAGAUGACAUCGAGCCUCAUUUCGAUGUAAUCAAUGCUGUGCCAAAUGCGGUUGGUGCACUUUGCUUGAACCAAGCAGGUCUGGACAUGUUUGGAGCAGAGCCAAUCAUCCCCAAACUUCUUUCUUUGCUCACAUCAGAGAGACACAUCAAGGUUCUUUCCGAUCAAGAUAAUGUCACUGUUUUCGGAGCGUCAAUCGAUGAGUUGACCCGACAUCAGCCAACUAUGUUACAGGCGGUAAUCGAAGGUUUGGUUGAGGUUCUGAAGCAAAUUCAAAAAGCAGGAAGCGAAUUCGAAGCACCCCCUGUAGAGGAUGUUUCCGCUUAUCAUCUUUCCAAAGCAGAGCAAUCGUCAUUGGAGCAAUUACAUUCUACUAAAGCGGAGCGUGUGAUCGCAUUUGGUGAUAUUUUGGCAGAUGAUUCGGAAGUCAAGAAGAACGAGGCAGUAAAGGAUGUUAAUAUCGUUGGUCAAUAUGUAGAUGUGACCGCUCGUUUCUUAGAAAUUUUCUUCCAAUCGGCAAAUCACUGCAAGGACUUUAUCAAAGUGGAUGGAUUGGUUCAUCUUUUGAACUUCUACGAUCUACCUUGCAUAUCUUACAAUUUUGGAGCCUCAACGGCUGCCGAUUCAAUUGUCCAUCUGAUCCGCUACAUUGCAGAAAUCAGCCCUACUGUGGUCAUUCAAGGUCUCUUGGGAGAAGUGAAGAAAUCAAUUGACGAAACGAAAAACAUCUGGGCGCACUCUCAGAAUGAGUCGAAUUUGAUCAAGCUUAUCGCACCCCUUUCAGACGAAGAUCUACAAAAGUAUGAUUCGCAAUUCCGCCAAUUGAUCAAGAUGAACGCUCGUAUUCAAUUACUUUCUGAUGUAGCGCCAACGCUCACCUAUGCUGGAUCAAAGACACCAGCUCCCUUCUUGCAGGUAAUCAAUGGCACCAACAGUUCUGGUAAUGGCGAAUCAAAUACAAGUGCUUCGACAAUUGCAGACUUGUCUCACUUUCACAGAGAUUGGGUUUGGGAAAGCAUCCUUUUCCGUGCUUCUGCACCAGCAAGAUCGCCGCCUCCUAGCGACAAGGACAAGUCAACGGAGCAGGAUCGAGCAAAUGCAGUAUCGCAAGCUAGCAGUUUGCCUAUCAUCAUGGAAGUAGAAGGAUCCGAAGGUGACAACGUUCCAAGCAAAGAGGAGGGUCUGAGAACCAUCGAGAAUAUGCAAAAUCGUACGCUUGACAAGUCAGAUCCAAUCAUGAAAAAUGCUGCAGCUUUGCGCUACAUUGUUUCUGCCGUCAAGAUGUCUUUGUCAGCCUUCUUCUCCGAAACGGGUAGACUGCUCUCCUCGCGUCGCUCGCAUGAUCAUACUCACAAACGUCUUGCUAUGCUUACCGCCAGUCAAAUCGGAAAAGGUGUACGUGAAUUCCUCGUAUGGAAGGAAUGCGAUCAAGCAGUAUUGAGUUGUGCUUACUCAACCUCAGCAAUGCAACAAGCUCUCAAGUUAUUGUACGAUGAAAGGCCGAGCAAUAUCGGAAAUGCGCAAACCUUUGUCCUGAUCCCCUUCUUGCGGGAAGGUGGAUUGGAUCAAUUGAUUGCGAAUUGGAACCAUCUCUUGAACGAAUUGCAAUCUCACUUCGAGGCUGAUGGAAAGCCUAAACCAAACUCCGACUUGAAUGAUGCAGUGCAAUUAGGAUACAUUUGUAGCGCUAUCCGAGCUUGCUUGGACUUGUUCUUGAAGUUGGUAUCAUCAAAAGCGCUUCUCGAAUCACCUGCAACUCAAACAAUGACGUCCAAAGAGGGUGUAAAGAGGUCAUCUUCCGAUUUCUUCGACCCAUACGAGACUUUGAUCAAUUUGCGUGCAACGAUCUUGCCUGUGGUAUUGGAAGUGUGGAAUAAAGCUUGGUUAGAGCAUGCUCCUUCUGGAAUCAGUAGCACUGUUUUACAGAUCCUUCUACGAAUUCUGGAAGCUGAUGGAGAGACAAAGCCACCAAAGCGUGAAACAUCUUCUCAGACUCAUCAUCCGCUCGGUGCAACAGGCGUUCUGGCAGGCUCUUCUGCUUCUGCUGGCGCAAUUGGUUUGCCAGCCGCUUUGGCCGGUUUGACAGGUGGUUUGGGUAGCAUUCGAAGUCGAGGUUCAGCUUUGGUACCUGAUGAGAAUCGUAUUCGACAAUUGAUGGAUAUGGGUUUCCCAAGACGUGCAGCCCGCCAUGCCUUGGUUCGUUGUGCGAACAAUUUGAGUGCUGCAGCAGAGUAUCUGUUGAUGCAUCCAGAAGUUGUGACUUCCAUGAUGGAUGAUGAUGCUCCAGAACAGCCCACUGGUGCUCGACAAGAAGAUGCCUCAGACUCAACUGCUGCGCCUCCCACAACGGCCCAAGAAGGCGAAGGCAGCUCCAAUACAGCAGAGGCUGCGUCAGAAAGUCAAGCAGCUCCUGCCACAGGCGAUGCAACUGCAGAACCCGAGAAUCGAGACAAUACUGCCGAUGAAGUAAGCGCAAGCGAUAGUAUUGUUGACAUGCUCUCACAAGCACUACCAAUUGCGCCUGCCGAUGAAGUCAAUCCCGCACAGCAGAAUGAUGUUGAGAUGGGAACUUCCACCAAUGCCGACGCAGAAGGACAGGUAGAAGAGUCUGUUCAAAAGGAUGAUGCUGGUGCGUCUGAGAAUUCGGAAGCAGAACUUGAAGAACUCAAGCGUAUGACAGAGAGACUGAACGAAUCACGGUCUGAGAUCAGGAAAACUUUGGUUCAACGUGCUCUUCAACUAGCUGAGAGACAUGGCUCUUUGGUCUUCGAUGUAAAGACAGCGGUUCACUUGGUCAGCAAUUCAUUUGCCAACAGCGAAUUACUCGUAUCACUUUUCGAUGAUGUAGAGCAAAAGUCAAAGACGGACACGAAUGGUGAAGGAGAAAAGUCAAUCUCUGUUCGUUUACAUCUUUUGGCGUUAAUCUUCCAUGACACUACCGUUACGAUCAAAUUGUCACCCGAAAAAGCAAAGAGAUUUAUGGGCUCUUUGGUAACACUUGUGAACUCAUACUUAGGAAGAAUGCAGGAGAAUAGCUCACGUCCAAUAUGGUUCGCUUCUCUUCUUCUGGUGCUAACAUCUGUUUUGAGAGCAGAGUACGAAAUUGAAACAGUCAAGAUUGAAGAAAAGGAGGCUGCAGCUGAUGCGGGCACGAUCCGCGUAACCCCUUCAACUUUGUUCGACGAUGACUUGCCCCAAUUACUAAGUUUCUGCUUGGCUCAAUUUGAACAUCUCAAUUCGUUAACGCGCGAUGAUUGGCUGGCCGUAUAUCGGUUCCUUGUCAUCUUGACAAGACGUAGGUCAAUUGCUGCUCAAUUUAGUCAACGAGAUGAAUUGCAAAAGCUGAUGAAACCUUUUGCUAUUCUGGAGCCUGAUCAAAUUGCUGGUUGUCGUGCAUUGUCUGUCAUCAUUUUGCGCAAUGUGCUUGAAUCGGAUGUGCACAUUUUGCGUUCUACCAUGAAGCAAGACGUACUCGUGUGGCUAUCCCAUCAACGUACAAAGACUGUUGACACGACUGCUUUAUCUCGAGCUCUGUCUUACGCUAUGUUACGUGAUCCAAACAUCUUCAUAGAAAUCUUGGUAGAAUCUGUUCAUCUUGUCGAUUAUUCGGUAGCAAAAGGUCAAGGAUUCGUCAAAGCGAUUGAAGCGCCAAAAGACCGCAACAAUACCCAAGACUCUCAACCAUUCACAUCUCCUUUGGACCGUGAUACAGACGAACAGAUGGACGAAACCCAAGAAUCUCCUACCAAGCCGAGCAAAAGUGCUGCUCAAGCCAACAAUGCCGAUGAAAAUGAAUCUGGUAAAGGAAAAGCUGCAGGUGCUGCUGGAGGUGCCGAAACAAGUUCAGUAAGCGAUACUGUGAUGCAGUUCCUUUUGGCCCAAUUGAUACGCUUCUCACGCGAAAUCAUUACGAAAAAGCCACAAACCAGCACAAUUUCAGGAAAGCAGCCACAAGGCGAUCAAAUGGAGGUUGAUUCUGCAACUAAGAAAGAUGAAAAGACCCGAGUAGAAGGAAAUGAAAGGGAAAAGCAGGUAUUCUACACAGCUUUCUUGCUGCAGACUUUGACAGAAUUAUUGUCUUCCUACAUUGUGUGCAAGACAUCUUUCCUGCACUCUACCAAGCGAAAAGCCUUGCACACAGCCGUGAGCAGCACAAAUGCUUUCAAUACCAGCAGCACAGCAUUGAAGAAGGAUUCAACGCCUUUAAAGACCAAGAAUCAAGGCUCGAUUCUACACUUCUUCCUGACUGAAUUGAUCCCAUCUGGUUUCCUUUCAUCCCGUGAAUAUGAAGAUAUGCGAAGAGUGAUGACCAUUUCCAACUGGUCAAUGUCUGUCAUUGUCGCAUUAUGUGCUGAUAUUGGUUCAACUAUCUCAAAGGACAACCAUGGCGAAGUGGGUCAAACAAGGAGAAAUGUAUUGGAUGCGCUUGCCAAAGCUAUGAAAGAAUCAACGUCCAGCUCAGCUCCGGUUCCUGCUGCCAAGACAUUGGAGCCUGUUGAGACAAGGUAUGGUCGAUUAUAUUCUAUGGCCGAUUUGACCUACCGUUUGCUCAAAGCACAGCCAAAUGCAAACCCUUCUUCGCUCGCAUCUGCGCGACCUUGGGAUGAUUCCAUGUUGCACUUGGCCAAGACAAUGCUUGAACGCAACUUUGUCACCACUUUGACAAGUGCUUUAGCAGAUGUUGAUUUGAAUUUGCCAAUGGUAAAGCCAUUGUUGGAUCGAAUCUUGAAGCCAUUAGAGUAUCUCACUAAAGUUGCCAUCAAGAUGAACAGAGCUGAACGCAAAGGUGAAAAGCAACGAGGCACUUUGAUUGAUUCAGAUGAAUCUGGUACAUUUACAUCUGAUGACUCAAUUGAAGAUGAUGAUAUGGACGAAGAUGAUGACGAGGAUGAAGAAGAAGAUCAUCACGACCACGAAGAAAACAGAGAAGAAACGCCAGAUUUCUAUCGCAAUUCAAGUCUUGGUAUGCACACCGGUGAUUUGGAAGGUGGCUAUCAAGGAAUCGAUGAAGACGAGGAGGAGGACGAAGAUGAAGACGAAGACAUGGAUGAUGAUAUGCAUCAUCCCAUGGGAUUUGAUGACGAACACACCGAUGACAGUGAUGAUAGCGAUGACGAUAUUGAAGAACGAAUCGUUGAAGUCAUGGAAGAAGAUGAUGAAGAUGCAGAUAUGACCGACAGCGAUAGUGAUGAUGAUGACGAUGAAGAAGGCGACGAAGAUGAAGAUGGAGAUGAAGAUGGUUGGAUCGAUGAAGAUGACGAAGAUGACAUUAUUGAUCUCGACGAUAGCGAAGACGAGGGCGAUGAAGACAAUGAAGCAUUAGACUUCGUAAUCGACGGCGAUGGUGAUCAAGCAAACGCAUUGUUUGAGCAAGCAGGACAGUUCUUCCACGCUCACGAUCACGAUGACCUUGGACCUGAUGGCUUGCCUGCGCCUAUCAUGGUUGAAGGCGAGGACGAUGAUGAAGACGAAGAAGAAGAAGAAGCUAUGGAAGAAGAUGAGGAAGGUUCGGUGUUGGAAGAAGUAUUUGAGGAUGGUCUGCAACCGCUUGGGCUAUUGGAUCCAAUGGAAACGUUCAACGCUGCUCCUGUCGACCGAUUCGGUGCAAAUUGGGGAUGGACCAAUGUACCAAAUCCUGCUUCUGCUUCUGCCAGAGGAAGUGGUAAUGGGGGCGAUGCAGCAGAACCACAUCAAGGAGCCGCGCCGACUACAGUCAACCCACUUGCUUUCAUCCGUCAAAGAGCUACUUCUUCCCGUCACUCAAGAUCUCGAAGAUUAUUGGAUUGGGAUUCAGAUCCUUUGGGUCAUCCUGUGCCGCCUAUUGGUGGUCGAGUGUAUGGAUAUCCUGGCACAGGCCGUCGCCCAUUGAUGGGCGAAGGCUUAGGAGGAAAUGAUCAAGAUAUUGUCUCGCAUCCUCUUUUACAUCAAGAUCCACAAUCUGACGCCUCACGUUCAGGCAAUCCAACAUCACGCCUACAUCGCUCAUUGGCAACAAGACGUGAUCAUGCCCAUAGACGUGGUGGAGAGCGUGAUCAAGGUUGGGCGCAAUCAUUGGAAGAGAUGAUGGAAGGCGGUGCGAUGCAAUUCUUGGAAACAAUCUUGUCCAGAAGUGGUGCUGCGGGCAUGUUGGGAAAUAGCGAUGAGCCAAUCCGUAUCUCACUCACUUCGCAGGGUGGAAUGUCAAGAAUGUCAAUCGGCGGACAAACCAUCACUCGUGGUUUCGAUGCAAAUUUCGGCAACAUUCCAAGCAGACGCUCGAAUGAUCAAGAGGGCGAUAGUUCUGACCGAUCAAGUUCAAACCGACCAAUCGAUAUUGUUGCUCUCAUUCAGGAAUUCACACCAGCUCAAACAUCAACUCGCUGGACAGAUGCUUCUCGAAUCGUGCAUGGACCACAAGCGCACGAACGAUCAUCUUCUCUGCGUCCAUACAUGAUCAAUGCAUUAAGAUCAGGCUAUUUGCGUGAUCAAGAAGAUCUCAAACGUAGAGAGGCAGAAUUGGAAGAAGAGAAGCGUAAAAAUAAAGCUGAUCUGGAAGAAGCAAAGCAAGCGAAGGAGAGGGUUGAGAAAGAAUUGAAUGAAGCCAGAGCGCAAUUUGAAGAAUUACGCCGUGGAAAUCAAAACGAAUCCGAACAGCGGGAAUCUGCAGCGCAGAAUGAAGUGCCAGCGCAAACAAGCACAGAAAGUCAGAAUACUGCAAAUGAUGUAGAAAUGAGCGAUGAUACUGUCCAACAGAACGCUGAAACCUCUACUGCUGAAUCUACACUGCCCACUCCUGCCAAUUUGGAAUUGGGUUCUCUUCAGCAAGGCUUGGACGAGCUUGACACGAGUGCUUCUGCUCAAGCUGAUCGUACCACUGCCGGUGAGGGAACAUCAAACGAGAGUGAGCAAGCUGAAACACAGCCACAAAGUGCUGCAGCAGAACCGAAUGAGCCUCAAGCUCAGCCAGCUCAGCGCGUUACUACAACUGUCAAUGGUAGCGAGAUUGACAUUACAGAUUCAGGUAUCGAUCCAACUUUCCUUGAAGCCUUGCCGGAAGAGAUGCGUGAAGAAGUUCUCAAUCAACACUUCCGGGAACGCCGGGUUGCCGCCGCAGCUGCAGCUGCUGCAGGAGAUGGCAAUACAUCUUCAACUGAUCCUAGUGCAAAUGCUGAUUCGACGAGCAUUGCUCCUGAGUUCUUGGAUGCAUUACCACCAGAAAUUCGAGCAGAAGUCAUUCAACAAGAAGCACAGGAAAGAGCAAGACGCCGCUUGGAAGAAUCCCGUCGAGAAAGCCGUCGAACAGGGGGAGAAGGUAACAAUGCUGGUUCUGGCGGUCCUUCUGAGAUUGAUCCUGUGAGCUUUUUGGCCACUUUAGGACCAGAUUUGCGCAAUGCUGUUUUGUUGGAUCAAGAUCAAAGCUUCUUGGAUAGUUUACCGGCAAGUAUGUUACCAGAGGGUGAUGAAGCAAGAAGAACACAACGCAGACACGUGGACAUGCGAAGAUUGCACAGAAGAUUCGAUGCUACAGGCAUGCCGAUCGCAGCGGGUGAUCAGAGCGGACCAUCUGGUCAGACGAAUGGUGCAGGCCGUGAAAAUGAAAACAGAGGCGCAGAUGCUCAAAAUGCAGAUUCCACCGCGAACAAGGCAAACCAGCCCGGUUCACGCGAUGCUAUUCAGUUGCUAGACAAGUCAGGCAUUGCUGCUCUUGUUCGAUUGAUGUUCUUCCCUCAAAUGGAUGCUCAACAAAGUGGUCUUCGCCAUGUGAUGAUCAACCUUGCCGAAAAUGCCAAGACAAGACACGAAUUGCUCAAUUUGUUGUUGUUGAUGUUAGCCGACAGUUGCAGUACCGAAACGAAUGCUGUUGACCGAAGUUACGUUCACAUGAGCGGCAGGAUGAAUAGCAAUAAGCAGCCUGUCCAAACUCCAACAAGGCCAAACGCACGCAGAGUCAACUCGACGCCUGGUACGGCGGCACAUGCUUCUGGAAGUGGCACUGCAAGCAAUCCUUCAGCUCAAAACCCUGCUUUCAUUGCACCAAUCUCCCGUACAGGUGAUGAAGCACCAUUUUUGAUUGCUUCAAGAAGUAUCGAGAUGUUAUUGCAUCUUGCGGGUGCAAACGAAAGAGCUGCUUAUUACUUCUUGCGCGACGAUCCAAACAAUCACAGCUUGAUGAAAUGGUUCAAGAGAAACACCUCUGUGAAUCAUGCGCAAACACCAAAAGGCAAAGAAAAGGGACAAGCUGUUCAAAGUAGCAAUGCUCCAAUCAAUAUUCUGUUGAUCUUGUUGGGCAAACCUAGCAUUCUCGCAAAUUCACAAUUGGUUGAUAAUUUGAUUGCAUUGUUACACACCGUCACAAAACCACUGCCAACGAUCGCCUCAAACGUAAAGAAGGCUCAGGAGGCUGCCGAUGCAAAGCAAUCUUCGGAUAAACCAUUGACAGCUGAUACAACUUCUGCAGCAACUGCAAACACUGGAGCUUCAAAUGGUGAAAGUACUGAUCAAGCCAAGCAAAAAGUGAAUGCUCAAGGCGAAGAAAGCAGCAAUUCUACUUCUUUGCCAGAGAGUAUGCCUCAAAUUGCCGCUGAUCGCAUGUCAGCAGUCGUCAAACCAUUGUCCACGAGCAUCAGCUCAAAAGGCUUCCAAAACACUCUUGCAGUUGCUUCUAAUUUGGCCACCAUUGAUGGAGCUCGUGAUUUGAUCACUAAUGCAUUGCAAGAAGAAGCAAAGAUGGCCAGCAAAAAUUUGCUGUCCGAAUUGGAUUUGCUUUUGGAGAGCUUACCGCCUGCACCCGUUCAAGAUAGCAAUGAAGAUGAACAUGAUGAAUCAAGAAGAAUGUCUCAAAGCAAUCCAGGUGAACAAGCUCCAAUCGUUCAACAAACGCAACAAAGACAAGCUGCUCCAACUGUGCAUAUCAACAGUCCUGCUUUGACACAAUUGGCUAGUCCAAGCAGCAGUCAAACGGUCAUUUUGCGUAGCUUGCGUGCAUUGGAGUGGGUGAUCUCUCAUCCAAAGAAUGCGACGAAUGGUUCAGGUUCCAAUAAUGCUCAUCCCUCAGGCUCGAACCGUCCUCAUUCUCAUCAUCACCCGAUUGGCGGAACAACAACGAUUCGACUAGUUUGAGAGAAACAAAAAAAAGAAAAACAUAUUAACUUCACGUCUACAAUGUACAUUUUUCACAUCAGAGACAUAGAAAUAUUUCAUGUACUAUUCUCCUAAUUCAAUUGACUCAAGUUUCCAAAUU